UCACAUAUCUUUCCACCCAACCCAAUACAAUUACACUUACUAGGCAAUGGCUUCUUCCAUUCUGAGAACAAGCUUUCAACCUUUGCAGCAGUGUCAAUAUGGAUAUAAUUCAUCUUCACCCUUCCAUCGCAGGGCAGUAGACCAGAUGCAAACGAUUAGAGAAAGGAAGACGAUGGUCAAAGGAGCUCAACAGACUAGACAAAUCAAAAGAUUCCUCAAUUUCUCUGCUGAAAAGCCGUCCACUCCGCUUCUUGAUACCAUCAGCCAUCCCGUUCAUAUCAAGAAUCUUUCCAUCCAGGAGCUUGGGAAGUUAGCUGAUGAGCUACGAGAAGAGCUGGUUUACACAGUGUCGAAGACCGGUGGUCAUCUGAGUUCAAGCCUUGGGGUGGCUGAGCUUACAGUGGCACUUCACCAUGUUUUCGACACUCCUGAGGACAAGAUUAUUUGGGAUGUUGGCCAUCAGGCCUAUCCGCAUAAGAUUUUAACCGGUAGAAGAUCGAGAAUGCACUCGAUUCGACAAACAUUCGGAUUAUCUGGUUUUCCGAAUAGGGAAGAGAGCAUUCAUGAUGCCUUUGGGGCUGGCCAUAGUUCUACCAGCAUUUCAGCAGGUUUAGGUAUGGCGGUUGGAAGAGAUUUGUUAGGGAAGAACAAUCAUGUAGUUGCGGUAAUAGGCGAUGGAGCAAUGACUGCUGGAAUGGCAUAUGAAGCAAUGAACAACGCUGGUUAUCUUGACUCGAGUCUCAUAAUCAUCUUGAACGAUAACAAACAAGUCUCCUUGCCCACCGCUACAGUCGACGGUCCGGCUCCUCCUGUCGGAGCUCUUAGCGAAGCUCUAACAAGGCUGCAAUCGAGCAGGGAAUUUCGCCUACUACGCGAAGCUGCAAAGGAUUUGCAGGGAAUUACGAAGCAUAUAGGAGGGCAAACACAUGAAAUUGCCGCCAAAUUCGAUUCGUGCGUGAGAGGAGCUGCAGGUGGCUCCGGAGCUAGCCUAUUUGAAGAACUGGGACUAUACUACAUUGGUCCGGUGGAUGGUCAUAACGUAGAAGACCUUGUUUGUGUGUUGAAUGAAGUUAGGUCGAUGCCAGCCCCAGGGCCUGUUCUCAUUCAUGUCAAUACCGAGAAGGGAAAAGGUUAUGCCCCUGCAGAGACUGCACCUGAUAAAAUGCAUGGGGUUGUGAAAUUCGAUCCCAAGUCUGGGAAGCAGAUGAAGAACAAGUCGGGAACACGCUCGUAUACUCAGUACUUUGCAGAGUCUUUAAUAGCUGAAGCAGAAGAAGAUGAUAAAAUAGUUGGGAUCCAUGCGGCCAUGGGAGGAGGAACAGGGCUUAAUUUAUUCCAGAAACGAUUCCCGGAUCGAUGUUUCGAUGUCGGCAUAGCCGAACAACAUGCUGUUACGUUUGCAGCUGGUUUAGCUUGUGAAGGGCUCAAACCAUUUUGUGCCAUUUACUCUUCAUUUCUACAAAGAGGAUUCGAUCAGAUUGCUCAUGAUGUUGAUCUUCAAAAGCUACCGGUGAGAUUUGCAAUAGACAGGGCUGGCCUGGUUGGGGCAGAUGGACCGACCCAUUGCGGUGGGUUCGACACUACGUUCAUGGCAUGUUUGCCGAAUAUGGUAGUGAUGGCACCUUCGGACGAGUCUGAGCUGAUGAAUAUGGUGGCAACGGCGGCCGCUAUCGACGAUCGUCCUAGCUGCUUUAGGUACCCCAGAGGCAAUGGCAUUGGUUCUAUUCUCCCACCGAACAACAAAGGAACACCAUUGGAGAUUGGAAAGGGGAGAGUACUAAGAGAAGGAAGUGGCAGGGUGGCGAUUCUGGGGUAUGGAACAAUAGUCCAAAGUUGCGUGAAGGCAGCAGAGCAGCUAGCAUUGCUUGGUGUCUCCGCAACGGUGGCGGAUGCUCGAUUUUGCAAACCGAUCGACAGAGAGUUACUAAGACAGCUAGCUCAAGAACACGAGAUAUUGAUCACUGCCGAAGAAGGAUCGAUCGGGGGAUUCAGCACCCACGUUUCUCAUUUCUUGUGCUUGAAUGGACUACUAGAUGGCAAGCUUAAGUGGAGGCCAAUGAUACUACCGGAUAGAUACAUAGAGCAUGGAUCUCAAAAUGAUCAGAUGGAAGAGGCGGGGCUGAGCUCAAAGCAUAUCGCCGCCACUGUUCUGUCACUGCUGGGGCAAACCCGAGGAGGCGUCCGGCCAUUAGAUUUCAUAGAUUGAACUCUAAUUAUCCCUCUCUUUAG
Molecule: messenger RNA, 2229 nt
Organism: Hibiscus syriacus
Lineage: Eukaryota; Viridiplantae; Streptophyta; Magnoliopsida; Malvales; Malvaceae
Product: probable 1-deoxy-D-xylulose-5-phosphate synthase 2, chloroplastic
Exons: 7
Coding region: 47-2206 (719 amino acids)
Biological process (GO): terpenoid biosynthetic process
Molecular function (GO): 1-deoxy-D-xylulose-5-phosphate synthase activity
Source: RefSeq, a predicted model, not a curated record